CGCCUCUCUCAUGAAUCUCCCACCACCGAAAUCGCAGUGUCGGUACGCUGUGUCAUCGCCGAUAAUCCUCCCUGUAGAACUUAUCACAGAAGUGCUUUCUUUCCUUCCUGUGAAAAAUCUCUGAUGCGAAUGAAGUGCUGCUGUAAAUCUUGGAAUGCCUUCAUAUCCGAUCCUUUCUUUGUCAAGUUGCACCUUCAACGAUCUACGCGAAACCCUCACCUCACACUUGCAUGCAUCUAGACGUACACGACCUACAGAGCAUAGCAGUGUUGUACCAAUCUCCUUGAGUCGUUUGCUGGAGAGUCCAUCAAAUUCGAUCACCCUUACCGAAGAUCCUUACUAUAAUUUGAAGGAUAAAGAUUGUCCAUCGGUUAUUGGUUCCUGUAACGGAUUAAUAUGUUUGUUCGGUUAUUCUUAUAACUAUAUAAGAGAGUCGUGGCUCCGUUUCUGGAACCCUGCUACAAGGACCAUAUCGGAUAAAUUAGGGCAUUGCCAUAAUCCCGUGUUACCUUACCGGUUGACAUUUGGUUAUGAUAAUUCAAUGGAUACUUAUAAGGUAGUUGCCUUAGAACCAGAGGCAAGAGUUUUUAGUUUCCGCGAUAAUGUUUGGAAAACUAUUCAAAGAUUUCCUCUCUAUCAUCGCCUAAAUUGGAGUGUGCAUUUGAGUGGUAAUGUUAAUUGGUUGGCAACUCUUCGCAACUACCACCGUUAUGAUUGCAAGAAUAUUCCUUUUGAGCAAUAUGUGAUUAUUUCACUUUAUCUGAGUAAACAGACAUACAAAGAGUUGCUUCUUCCUCAAGAUCUGCAAUCCCAACUUCAAAGACAUCAGUGUUAUUGACGGUAGGUGGCUUGGCUGGAUGAGGAAAUUAUAUGAAGAAAGAAAAGAAGAAAGAGGCUUAUUGUAGCCACAAUUGCUCCAAUUAUAGUACUAAAAAUAUUUUUGAAUUUGGUUGCAUAUUAGUAUUUUUA
This is a messenger RNA of Medicago truncatula (barrel medic), 969 nucleotides long. RefSeq names its product F-box/kelch-repeat protein At3g23880. The transcript is spliced from 2 exons. The record is from RefSeq and is a predicted model, not a curated record. Lineage: Eukaryota; Viridiplantae; Streptophyta; Magnoliopsida; Fabales; Fabaceae. Bases 155 to 838 code for a protein of 227 amino acids.